GAGAUGAGAGAGGCGAGCAGAGAGGAAGAGAGAAGACUCACACAGUCCCGGUAUCAUGCAGCAGAUAUGAGGACGAUUCAUGUGUAAGAGGCAGAGCCCGGCGCAGAACAGGCAGCCUUGCGGACCAGUAGUCAGACCCAGGAUCAGCCUAGCCAUCUCAGAGCUGGAGACCCUCUCUUCACCACGUCUCUCUCCUCCACCGCGUGCCCCCCUCAGUGACAUGUACCCCGAAGAGAGCCGGGGGUCUGGAGGGGUAGCCACUGUGGACUUCUUGGAGGGGACAUACGACUAUGCCACCCCCACCCCUGCCCCGACUCCUCAUUACAGCCACCCCACCACUGGCUACUACUCUGCUCCUCUGGAUUCCCACGGACCACCCUCAGAUGGCAGCCUUCAGUCUCUGGGCAGUGGCCCCACUAGUCCUCUUGUGUUUGUGCCCUCCAGCCCACGUCUCAGCCCCUUCAUGCACCCGCCCAGCCAUCACUAUCUGGAAACCAGUUCAACACCCAUCUACAGGUCCAGUGGGCCAUCCAGUCAGCAGCCAGUAUCCAGAGAGGACCAGUGCGGCGUCAGUGACAAGUCAUACGUUGUGGGGGAGUCAGGAGCAGGAGCCGUGGGGGUUGAGAUGGCCAAAGAGACGCGUUUCUGUGCCGUAUGCAGUGAUUAUGCCUCAGGGUACCACUAUGGGGUGUGGUCCUGUGAAGGCUGCAAAGCCUUCUUCAAGCGGAGCAUCCAGGGUCACAAUGACUAUAUGUGCCCAGCAACCAAUCAGUGUACUAUUGACAGGAAUCGGAGAAAAAGCUGCCAGGCUUGCCGUCUUAGGAAGUGUUAUGAAGUGGGAAUGAUGAAAGGAGGUGUGCGCAAAGAUCGUGGUCGUGUUUUGCGGCGGGAUAAACGAUGGGCUGGUGCCAGAGACAAGUCCACCAAGGAGCUGGAGCACAGAAAAGUCCCCCCCCAAGACGGGAGGAAACGAAGCAGCAGCAGCGCUUCCGGAGGAAAAUCAUCAGUAGCUGCCAUUCCUCCUGACCAGUUGCUCCUCUUGCUCCAGGGUGCUGAGCCCCCAAUGUUAUGUUCCCGUCAGACGCUGGGCCGACCCUACACUGAGGUCACCAUGAUGACCCUGCUCACCAGCAUGGCUGACAAGGAGCUGGUCCAUAUGAUCGCCUGGGCCAAGAAGCUUCCAGGUUUCCUGCAGCUGUCCCUCCAUGACCAGGUGCAGCUGCUGGAGAGCUCGUGGCUGGAGGUGCUGAUGAUGGGGCUCGUCUGGAGAUCCAUCCACUGCCCCGGCAAACUCAACUUCGCACAGGACCUCAUACUGGACAGGAAUGAGGGCGACUGUGUUGAGGGUAUGUCCGAGAUCUUUGACAUGCUGCUCGCCACCACGUCCCGUUUCCGCAUGCUCAAACUCAGACCUGAAGAGUUUGUCUGCCUCAAAGCUAUCAUCUUGCUCAACUCUGGUGCUUUCGCUUUCUGCACCAGCACAAUGGAGCCCCUACACGACAGCGCGGCAGUACAAAACAUGCUGGACACCAUCACAGACGCUCUCAUACAUUGCAUCAACCAAUCAGGAGGCUCGGUCCAGCAGCAGUCGAGACGGCAGGCCCAGCUGCUCCUACUGCUCUCUCACGUCAGACACAUGAGUAACAAAGGCAUGGAGCACCUCUACAGCAUGAAGUGCAAGAACAAAGUGCCUCUGUACGACCUGCUGCUGGAGAUGCUGGAUGCUCAGCGCCUCCAACAUCCGAUCAGACCAUCACAGUUCUGGUCCCAAGCUGACAAGGAGCCUCCCUCCACCACCAGCAUCAACAACAACAACAACAACAACAACAACAACAGCAGCAGUGGUAGCGGCAGUGGCAGCGGCUCCUCAGCUGGCUCCAGUUCAGGAAUCCGAGGCACCCAUGAGAGCCCGAGCAGACCCCCCUCAGGUUUAGGCGUCCUGCAGUACGGAGGGUCCCGCUCGGACUGCACCAACAUCCUAUGAGACGGAGCACAAGUAACAUCUGAAGGUCUUAUACAUGUCAGAAGUCAUUUUUAUGGAUGACGUGUGUAGUUUAGAACAAGAGGGCUUUGGGAAUGAAAGAUAAACAUUGUAUUUUAAUUAAUUUCAUGAGAUAAUUAUUUAUAAAUUUAGUGAUUUUAUAGUCGUCUCUGUUUAGGUAGAAAAUAUUCCAGCAGUAGCAGCAGCAGCAGUUACUCACUUCAAUCUGAGCUUAAGUGCAGUUACUCUUCUACGCUGCCUUUCAUAUCUGUGAUUUUUAGUCAGCCUCUAAUAGCUUUACAGUACAGCUCGUUAUUUCCAAAAUUGCAGGUGUUAUUCAUAUUGUGGCCUUUUGUUAGUUACAGUAAUUCGAAAUGAGGAGCAGCUAAUUUUUCCUUUUUAUUUGCCUCGACCAAAGUGCACUUCCUCUUAAGUUUAAGGGGCUGUUGGGCAUUAUUUUCACUUUUACAUUUAAAUCGUGAUUGCACACUAAACUGAUGAUAAUGAUAAAAGUGGAUCAAAUGAAUGUGUAAUUUAUUUUGUGUUUAAACUGCCAGGUGAAGACAAAAUGUCAGGUAUCACAUCUUAUGCGCACACAGUUUCACACCAAAAAAAAGUAAUCAAUCAUGAAAAGAACAGUGUCAGAGGAUAUAUUCAUUGUACUGUUGAAUUUCAUGUAGUUAAACAUUACACGAUCAAAUCCUGCAGCACUGAUUACAUCAUGAAGGAAAUCAGGCUUUAUUGUUGGGUUACUUCACCUUCUUCACAGCUUUUUGUGUUUAGGUUUUUUGUCUGCGCUUACUCGCACCAAAGUUUUUCUGAACUUGUUUUGUCUUAAAUAUGUGUGCGCGCAUGUGUGUGUGUUUGGAGAGACAGAGUAAGGCCAGUUGAGGCUUAAAUCUGACUUGAAGCAUAGAAUCUUGUCUUGAUGCAUUGUACCACAUUUAAACUACAUGAAACCUACAACCGGUUAAUUAUUCAUCCACUAAUUCAGUUGAGUUUGGCUGGCUUUACACACCUGAAAAAUCCCAAAUAUAAUGUUCAUGCCUCAUGUAAUUGAUUUCUUUUGUCUAAAUAGACUCAAUUGGAUCAAAAAGAAAUCUGGUGUGGACAUGAUCAGGUGUCUUCUUUAUGAAAACGGCAUCAAUUUUCUCAAUUGUUUUGUCCAUAAAAUAGAAAAGAAAUAGCAAAAAUGGUCACAAUAAAUCACAAUUGACCAUAGCCCAGGAUGAUAUAUUCAAGUUGGUUUGUGAAGUUGUCCAAACAACUGUCCAAAACCCAAAUGUAUUGAAAAAACUAUCCCAUAUGACAAAGAAAACCAGCAAAUCCUCCCAACUGAGAAGCUAAAUUUUGAUAUUUUUGCCUAAAAAAGUUUUUUUUCCCAACUGAUAAUUUCAACUCUGUGCCCCUUUAUAAAGCAACUCCUUCUUUAUGUUAUGUCCUGCAAAACUACUUAAAGCACUAUUUGAGAAUAGAGAAUGAAUACAUUUGGCCAUUAUACUGCCCUUAACUGUAAUUGCAAAUACUUAAAUAUGAUCAUUCUAGUCACUUGAGAAGAUGCUGCAGGUAUA
This is a messenger RNA of Scomber scombrus (Atlantic mackerel), 3552 nucleotides long. RefSeq names its product estrogen receptor 1 (gene esr1). Gene Ontology annotation, cellular component: nucleus. Bases 80 to 1984 code for a protein of 634 amino acids. Lineage: Eukaryota; Metazoa; Chordata; Actinopteri; Scombriformes; Scombridae. Gene Ontology annotation, biological process: regulation of DNA-templated transcription; steroid hormone receptor signaling pathway. Gene Ontology annotation, molecular function: steroid binding; zinc ion binding; sequence-specific DNA binding. The record is from RefSeq and is a predicted model, not a curated record. The transcript is spliced from 10 exons.